This is a messenger RNA of Fragaria vesca subsp. vesca, 2036 nucleotides long. RefSeq names its product histone deacetylase 5-like. Gene Ontology annotation, molecular function: histone deacetylase activity. Bases 15 to 1751 code for a protein of 578 amino acids. Gene Ontology annotation, biological process: chromatin organization. Gene Ontology annotation, cellular component: histone deacetylase complex. The record is from RefSeq and is a predicted model, not a curated record. The transcript is spliced from 13 exons. NCBI's taxonomy places the organism in Eukaryota, Viridiplantae, Streptophyta, Magnoliopsida, Rosales, Rosaceae.
AGAUCAGAGCCAAGAUGGAGGUUGGUGACUCGGCGAACAAAAGUCAACGGCGGGUAGGGUUGUUAUACGACGAGAGGAUGUGUAAGCACUCCACACCGGACGGUGAUCCUCACCCGGAAAACCCUGACCGGAUUAAGGUCAUCUGGAACAAACUCCAAGCCAAUUCCAUUCCUCAGAGGUGUGUUCUUUUGGAAGCCAAAGAAGCAGAAGACAAACAUAUCUUGGCAGUUCACUCCCAAAAUCAUGUUAAGUUGGUUAAGAAGAUAAGCUCCAGACAGUUUGAUUCAAGAAGAAAUCGAAUUGCAUCUAAUUUGGAUUCGAUAUAUUUGAAUGAAGGAACUUCUGAAGCUGCCUAUCUUGCCGCCGGCUCUGCCAUUGAGGUAACUGAAAGAGUUGCAAAGGGAGAAGUGGACUCUGCUGUGGCUAUUAUCAGGCCUCCAGGACAUCAUGCCGAAGAAGAUGAAGCUAUGGGGUUUUGUCUUUUCAACAAUGUAGCUAUUGCAGCAAGUUAUGUUUUAAAUGAAAAGCCAGAAUUGGGAAUCAAGAAAAUACUGAUAGUUGAUUGGGAUGUGCAUCACGGUAAUGCUACUCAAAAAAUGUUCUGGAAGGAUCCUCGUGUUUUAUUCUUCUCAGUUCAUAGGCAUGAGUUUGGAAGUUUUUAUCCAGCUACGGAUGAUGGUUUUUAUACUAUGAUUGGAGAAGGGCCUGGAGCAGGAUAUAACAUUAAUGUCCCUUGGGAAAAUGGUAGAUGUGGAGAUGCUGAUUAUUUUGCGGUUUGGGAGCAUAUUUUGCUUCCAGUUACCAAAGAAUUCAAUCCCGACUUAAUUAUAGUCUCUGCUGGAUUUGAUGCAGCUGUUGGUGAUCCUUUGGGUGGCUGUCGUAUCACACCAUAUGGAUAUUCAGUUAUGUUGAAGAAGUUGAUGAAUUUUGCCAAUGGAAAGAUCGUGUUGGCUUUAGAAGGAGGAUAUAAUUUCGAGUCUAUUGCAAAGUCAAUGCUUGCUUGUGUUGAAGUUCUGCUAGAGGACAAACCUAUUAUUGGAUCUUCAGAGGCGUACCCAUUUGAGUCUACAUGGCGUGUGAUACAAGCGGUUCGCCAGAAAUUAAGUACUUACUGGCCGUCACUUGCCGAUGAAUUGCCAGAGGAGUUGAUCAAUAAGGCGGCUCCAGCUGCGGUACAUUUCCUCUUCUGUGGACAGGUGGAUGGUUUGCAAAAGCCAUGCGCUGGUUCAGUGGAUAAAUCUCCGCCAAAGGAGAUCAUGUGGAAGACUUUUCCUCAUCGCUUGUUCUUUGGUCGCGAAUUUACUCAGUCAUGGGGUCCUGGAGGGACUGCAUUCCUUGACCCUGAAAGCAGCAGUCAGGAUAAAGCUCACAUGUGUCUGUACAGAAUUACGCUUGAGCAGUUUAAUGAUUUGUUGGUGCAAGAAAAUGUGGGACGCUAUGCCAUGAGCUCUCCUUUGUUUGACCUGGCUGCUUUAAAAUCCGUCACAGGUGAAGAACCUCAUUCCUUAGAGGUUCGCUUAGAGGGUUGGUACCGUAAUGUUGUCUGCUUGGGCAAGGAGCACAACAUUCCCAUUCUGACUAUGACGUGCACACCAUCGGACAUCGAGGGCUUCAAAUCCGGAGAGCUUGCAUUGUGUGCUCCAUCCAAGAAUUAUGCCAACACAAUAGUGAGAGGCUUGGUGGAAGGAGAGCAGCUUUCGCAGGAGGAGGCAAUGUCUUACAUACAAGAAGCUUCUACUAAAGCAUUGUGAACUGGAUUGCAACUUCUUAUCGUUGCAGUAUUUUGUAAAUCUAACAGUGUAACAUUGCUGGGAUCCAAUUGCUGGGAUAGGAUCGUGUAGAUGCUUAUUCAUAGGAUAUUCGAAAACUUUUCUAUGCUACAAUUGCAGUGGUUGCCAAUGAUUAUCAUUUUGGUGCCAUGUUCCGUUUUCGUUUUUCAAUUUCUUCAAGGCCUAUAAAUCUCUUCUUCUUUUGAGAACGUUAAGGCCUAUAAAUCAUGAGAAACCAUUGAAGACAAAAGAUUGCGAAUUUCAAAC